GAGGAGUUUGACAGUAUUGAGGAGGCGCUCCCGGACACUGACGUCCUCUACAUGACCCGAAUACAGAAGGAGAGGUUCGAGUGCAAGGAGGAUUACGACAAUUGCUUUGGACAGUUCAUCCUCACUCCACACAUCAUGACCCGCGCCAAGAAGAAGAUGGUGGUGAUGCACCCGCUGCCGCGCGUCAAUGAGAUCAGCCUUGAAGUAGACUCGGACCCCCGCGCCGCGUACUUCCGCCAGGUGGAGAACGGGAUGUACGUGCGCAUGGCGCUGCUGGCCACCGUCCUGGGAAAGUACUGACCCUGAGAGAUUCACAAUGGACCAAACCCCCUGUGCCGCCUGGAGUGGACGGAGACCCCGGAUAGAAGCCCCUCCCCCCGUGACUAUGCACUGGCCCCGCCUCGUGUCCUGCUCCCUGGGCUGGUUCCAGAUUGUUCUACUGGCUGGAUGAUGACGCAAUAUAGCCACGCCCCCUGCCUACUGGUCCCACCCAUCUCCAUACACCCUGGCGUGUUCCAUGUAAAUCACAUGUUCCCACUAGCGUUCUUCUUUCUCCUUGUAGCGACAUUCCAAGAGGCCACGCCCCCACCCUGUAAUGCCAUCUUUUCAGCAGACAAUAAAGCACUUCCUGUCUGUAG
Hyla sarda is the source of this 638-nucleotide messenger RNA. RefSeq names its product CAD protein-like. Gene Ontology annotation, molecular function: aspartate carbamoyltransferase activity; amino acid binding. Lineage: Eukaryota; Metazoa; Chordata; Amphibia; Anura; Hylidae. The record is from RefSeq and is a predicted model, not a curated record. Gene Ontology annotation, biological process: amino acid metabolic process; 'de novo' pyrimidine nucleobase biosynthetic process.